Molecule: messenger RNA, 2687 nt
Organism: Anopheles aquasalis
Lineage: Eukaryota; Metazoa; Arthropoda; Insecta; Diptera; Culicidae
Gene: tos
Product: Exonuclease tos
Biological process (GO): mismatch repair; DNA recombination
Cellular component (GO): nucleus
Molecular function (GO): metal ion binding; 5'-flap endonuclease activity; DNA binding
Source: RefSeq, a predicted model, not a curated record
AGUACAGGCCACACAAUAACCAAGCUUGAUGUUCGAUGGGAAUCACCGGAUUAUUGCCGUUCCUGGAGAAAGCUAGCAGCGCGUGCCAUCUGAAGGAUCUGCGAGGAAAAUGUGUGGCCAUCGAUAGCUACUGUUGGCUUCACCGUGGGGCAUUUGGAUGUGCGGAGCGGUUGGCGCGGGGUGAACAAACCGAUGCACAUAUCCGGUACUGCCUGAAGUACGUGCAGUUGCUGCUCUCGUACAACAUCAAACCGAUACUGGUGUUCGAUGGACGCCAUUUACCGGCCAAAGCGGCGACCGAAGCAAAGCGCCGUGAAAGUCGCGAAAAUGCACGCAAACGUGGUGCCGAGCUGCUGCGUUUGGGACGAAUCGACGAAGCGCGUAGCUUCUUGCGACGCUGCGUGGACAUUACGCACGAGAUGGCCCUCCAGUUGAUCCAAGAGUGCCGCAAGCGGAACGUUGACUGCGUUGUCGCACCGUACGAAGCCGACGCCCAGCUGGCGUUCCUGAACCGGGCCGAUAUUGCCCAGUAUGUCAUCACGGAGGAUUCGGAUUUGGUGCUGUUCGGGUGUAGUCGCAUUUUGUUCAAGCUCGAUCUGACCGGCAACGGGCGGCUCGUUGAAUCCACCAAGCUACACCUGGCGAUGGGCUGCCGGGAGGAGCGCUAUCAGUUUGUCAAGUUCCGACAGAUGUGCAUUCUGUCGGGGUGUGAUUACCUUGAGUCGCUGCCCGGGAUCGGACUAGCGAAGGCCUGCCGGUUCAUAUUGAAAACCGAAGAUCCUGAUAUAAAACGAGCGCUCGCGAAGAUACCGGCGUACCUCAAUAUGCGCCAGUUGGUCGUCACCGAGGAGUACAAAGCUGAGUUUCUGAAAGCCGAGGCUACCUUCAAGCACAUGGUGGUGUACGAUCCCGUAGAAAGACGACAGAAGCGCCUGACGGACCCGCUGGAUGAAGGCACCCCAGAGGAGUACUGCUGCAAUGCGGGAGUAUUCUUGGACGAGGAUACGGCGUUCAAUCUGGCGCUAGGGAAUCUGGACCCAUUUUCCUUGCGCCCCCUAGACGAUUGGCACCCGGAUAAAGUUACCGAAGCGCAUGGUGCUGGUGAGAUCAAGCGCAGUCGACAUCCAAGUAUUUGGCAGCAGAACAGCAGUUCCGCGGGCGAGGAAGGUUGUGAGAAACAAUCGCUACACGCAACAAAUACGCAGCAACAACAAACAUUCGUAAAACGACCGCUCAUGAAUGCGGCUUUCGAGGAGCAAGGUACAAAAGAUACGAUUGCAGAUGUGCUGCAAGCGUACGGCAUCGAGACGGCAACGGAGCCACCCAUGAAACGGCUCUGUCCCGCUGAAAAACCUUCGAUCCGAUCCAUUGCAUUUGGGUACGAGGAAGUGAAUGUUCUUGAAGCGAUGACACUACUCGAACGAGGAGAGUCGCCGAAACGCAAUCGCAAUCCGUUUCUGGUGGCCACAAAUGCGGCCGUUUCGUGCCGUGAAGCAUCGAAUGCGUUACUCUCUCCCACAAAGAUUACACCGAGUAACCGUUCGCUUCUGCAGAACGUAAGCCCGGUGAAACGUAUUGACUACUCUGCCUCGGGUCAAACCUCGGGACAACGGGACUUUAAAGUGACUAGCCAGUCCGACAACACAGCCACCACCGCGGUCACCGCUAGUCGGUUGAGCCGGUUCAAGCGAACAAACACGAUCGCGAGCUGCAGCAUUUCGGCGGGGCAGAAAGUGAUAAGCAGAUUUUUCUGCUCUCAAACUUCCACGGGGAGUACUGGUACCGUGAACAACGAUGGAGAUCCGAUACAGGACCCGAAAGAAGCCACCGUUGAAUCUCCAACAGCGAUUGUUCGUAAGUUUAAAAGUAAGCAAGAAACACAAAAAUUAGCCGCUGCUGCCCUGUACCUGCGAUCGCCCGAAGCCCAACUGAAGCUGCGUGGUGAUCGUACACCGGAAAAGCGUAGGACGGGCUGUGACUAUGGGACGGGCUUGAUUGAGCCAGCUUCUCCAUCCGUGGAAGAGGCUCUGGUAACAAAAGUAGAUAGUGGCAUCGGUGGAAUUGACGAUGAAACGAAUGCUUCUGAAGGGGACGGUUUAAGUCUAUCGCAGAAGGAGAACGAUGAUAACGCAUUGAACACUGUCGCUGCCGAGAGCAGCGAGACGAAAGGACGAAAAACUGUACGUCUGAGCUUGUUCGAGCGUAAGCAUGCGACGAAAAUCGAAUCCGAGGAGAACAUGGGAUCUGAUGAUCUUGCCAUCGUGCUUGACGACGAUGCAAGCGACGGUGGUGCUGAAGGAAAGGCAGAGAACCGUACGGGUAAUGAAAGUACUAAAACUGAUCUCAACACCGAGCGUGGCAAACCUACAUUCACGAACACUGCCGGUGGCCAUACUAGAAGUGAGAAGAAAACUAAUUCCAAGCCCAGCUGCCGUCGGCCAGGCUUAUCCGCCGUCCGGGGAAAACCUUCGAAAGAUGCAGCUGGACUAACGCAAAGUCGACUGUCCAUGUUUGGUUUCCAGAAAAAGUCUUCAAUGCAGCUGGACAAACGGUAGCGGUACAGCGGUCGACUGUGGCUACGGAUGAAUAUGGUGACGAUAACUGCUCAAAUGAAUAUCGUUUAAUUUGUUCUCUUAUUUGUUCAACAUUGAUAAAUCGUAUAAAUAUUUGUUUGUAAAAGAAAAGUA